CUCCGGCCGCAGCCGCUCUUGCACCUGCGAUCGGAAGAAGCCCCCUCUCGCCCCCAGCAUUCUGGUUCGCCGGAGAGAGCCUGCGCCCGGCUCCUUCAGUCUGGACCCUGGAAAACUAAAAGGAAAGAGGGAACUAGAGAAAUUAUCGGAGGCCCUGACAUUGGAUCCUCCACUUACUACACUGACAAGCCAUCUAGAAGUAUCCUUUUCAAAGAGCUGCUGUGUCCACAAGACUCGAUCCCCUCAGUUCCCAGCACUGGCCCCCCCCAUGGCACUUUGUAUAUCCCAGUGAAACCUGCCAAGCUGGACGCCACAGCUUUGCCCACCGACAUCUUGGCCACCACUGUGCCCCUUCCUGAGACUUGUGACCAUGCGGUCUUAGCCUGCAGCCCGGGCAUUCACGAAGAACACUAUGUAAGUGAAGCCUUAGAAGAUGUGUCAGAUUGCAGGAAAUACCGAGAUGCCUGCACCAUUACUGAUGUGUGCAAUAGUACUGAUCUUCCUGAAGUUGAAAUCAUCAGUCUACUGGAGGAACAACUGCCCCAUUACAAGCUAAGAGCAGAUACAAUCUAUGGUUAUGACCACGACGACUGGCUCCACACUCCCCUCAUUUCUCCUGAUGCUAAUAUCGACCUAACAACUGAACAGAUAGAAGAGACGCUGAAGUAUUUUCUUUUAUGUGCUGAGAGAGUGGGCCAGAUGACUAAAACAUACAAUGACAUAGAUGCUGUGACACGUCUUCUUGAGGAGAAAGAGCGGGAUUUAGAAUUAGCUGCUCGGAUUGGCCAGUCGUUGUUGAAGAAGAACAAAACUCUGACCGAGAGGAAUGAACUGCUUGAGGAACAAGUAGAUCAUAUCAGGGAAGAGGUGUCUCAAUUGCGUCAUGAAUUGUCUAUGAAGGAUGAACUGCUUCAAUUCUACACCAGUGCUGCUGAAGAGAGUGAGCCUGAAUCUGUCUGCUCAACCCCGUUGAAGAGAAAUGAAUCUUCGUCCUCCGUCCAGAACUAUUUUCAUUUGGAUUCUCUUCAAAAGAAACUAAAAGAUCUUGAAGAAGAGAAUGUUGUACUUAGAUCAGAGGCCUGCCAACUGAAGACCGAAACAAUCACGUACGAGGAAAAGGAACAACAGCUUGUUAAUGAUUGUGUCAAAGAGCUGAGGGAUGCUAAUGUCCAGAUUGCCAGUAUCUCAGAAGAGUUAGCUAAGAAGACUGAGGACGCAUCCCGGCAACAAGAAGAGAUCACCCAUCUUCUCUCUCAAAUCGUCGAUCUGCAGAAGAAGGCUAAGGCUUGUGCUGUUGAAAAUGAGGAACUCGUCCAACAUUUGGGGGCUGCUAAAGAUGCCCAGAGACAACUUACAGCCGAGCUGCGGGAGCUGGAGGACAAGUAUGCAGAAUGCAUGGAAAUGCUUCAUGAGGCGCAAGAAGAGCUGAAAAAUCUCCGCAACAAAUCCAUGCCAAAUACCAUCUCCCGACGUUAUCACUCCCUGGGCCUCUUUCCUAUGGAUUCCUUGGCUGCUGAGAUAGAAGGAUCUAUGCGAAAGGAGCUACAGAUGGAAGAACCUGAAUCUCCUGACAUAACCCAUCAGAAACGCGUCUUUGAGGCUGUGAGAAACAUGAAUCAAGUAGUCAAGCAGCGGUCCCUUACUCCAUCACCCAUGAACAUCCCAGGCUCCAACCAGUCUUCAGCCAUGAACUCCAUCAUCUCCAGCUGUGUCAGCACACCAAGGUCUAGUCUCUAUGGGGGCGAUAUCACCAACAUCAUGAUUGACAAUAAGACCAACAGCAUCAUCCUGGAAACAGAGUCAUCAGACAUGGGAAAUGAGGACAAGAAUAAGAAGCCUGGGACUCCAGGGACUCCUGGCUCCCACGACCUGGAGAUAGCCCUUCGGCGACUGUCACUUCGACGGGAGAAUUACCUUUCGGAAAGAAGGUUCUUCGAGGAAGAGCAAGAGAGGAAGCUACGGGAAUUGGCAGAGAAGGGCGAGCUUCACAGUGGCUCCCUUACCCCAACUGAAAGCAUCAUGUCCCUCGGCACCCACUCGAGAUUCUCAGAAUUCACUGGGUUUUCUGGCAUGUCAUUCAGCAGCCGUUCCUACCUGCCCGAGAAACUCCAGAUUGUGAAACCCUUAGAAGGUUCUGCUACACUUCAUCACUGGCAACAGUUGGCCCAGCCUCACCUGGGGGGCAUCCUGGACCCCCGGCCUGGCGUUGUCACCAAGGGCUUCCGGACCCUGGACGUUGACCUGGACGAAGUGUACUGCCUUAACGAUUUUGAAGAAGAUGAGACAGGUGACAUUUCUUACAAGGGCCUUGCUACCUCCAUGCCAGUUCAGCACUCAGAGACCUCAGGUGAGAGGUCACAAGUACAAAUGACUCUUUCAGACCACAAGAAUUAUCCGGGCCGGUCUCAGGCAUUCCCCGAGGAGAUUCAGGAGCCGACGGCGGCCGAUGAUGAUGAUGAUGAGGGGUCUGCUCAUCAUCCUGGGAAGUGUAUGUCGCAGACCAACUCCACUUUCACCUUUACCACCUGCCGCAUCCUGCAUCCCUCCGAUGAGCUCACAAGGGUCACGCCAAGCCUUAACUCAGCACCGACUCCAGCUUGUGGCAAUUCUAGCAACUUGAAGUCCACGCCAGUGGGCACGCCAUGCACCCCCCGGCGCCUGAGUCUGGCCGAGUCUUUCACCAACCUCCGGGAAUCCACCACCACCAUGAGCACGUCCCUCGGGCUGGUGUGGCUGCUGAAGGAGCGGGGUAUCUCGGCGGCCGUGUACAAUCCCCAGAGCUGGGACCGGGCCGGCAGGAGCCCCCUCUUGAACCCCUACUCCCCUAAAAUGGCUGUGAUCCCUUCCACCCCUCCAAAUUCGCCUAUGCAGACUCCGUUGUCUUCCCCGCCGUCCUUUGACUUCAAAUGUACCAGUCCCCCUUAUGACAACUUCUUGGCUUCCAAACCCGCCAGCUCCAUCCUGAAGGAGGUGAGGGAGAAAAAGAACAUUAGGAACAGUGAGAGCCAGACGGAGGUUUCUGUCUCCAACCUCAACCUUGUGGACAAAGUCAAGCGGUUCGGCAUUGCCAAGGUGGUGAACUCAGGGCGCACCCAUGCCCCCGCUUUGACGGAAGACCAGGGGCCUCUUCUCUGCCCAGGGGCCCAGGGACCAGCGAGGGCCCUCGUCCCUGAGGGCCUUCCCCUCGGCUGCCCUGUUGUCACGAGUGCCAUUGGAGGCCUUCAGCUGAACACUGGGAUUCGAAGGAACCGCAGCUUCCCCACCAUGGUGGGGUCCAGCAUGCAGAUGAAAGCCCCCGUGACUCUUACUUCCGGCAUCCUGAUGGGUGCCAAGCUUCCAAAACAGACAAGCUUGCGAUGAGAGGAACUUGGUUCCUUUUUUUUUUUUUUAAGAAAAAAAUAACAAAACAAAAAACAAUAUUUUCCUUCACCCUCCCAGUCCUCUGACAUCCCUUCUUACUCCGUCCCCCACUCUCAGUCUCUUUCUGCCUCUGUCUCUCUGUCCCUCUCUCUGUCUCUCUCUCAAUCCCUCCUGAGUAGACAAAUCAAACUUGUGCCUAAUGGGAGAAGAGUGUAAAUUUUGUAUAGUAUGUAAAUAUUUAUCAGAGACCUUGUAUCUAAUUUUAUUAUUCUUCAGAUAUCAUAAGAAAUGGCCCAACGCUGCAAUCGCUAUCUUAAGGAUUUAACUUGCUGACCUUUGCCAGGUCUUUUAAAAAUGUUUUUCUUUUAUUUAAAGAUGCACUGAAAAACCAGUUAUUAUCCUGUGGAUAGGGGGGAAGUAAAUCCUUUGGCUUGCUGACUGUGAUUGUAGGGAUGGUUAUAGUAAGGAUGGAAGGCUUUUCACAUGAUACCAAUCACAGUGUCAUUAUUUUGGGUGGAUUAAUGUUCGAUCUCCUGGAUGAACGUAUCAUAAGCCUGGUCCUUUACUAUAUGCACAACAAAGCAGCCAACUUUAUGUUUGUGUUGGGACAUCCUGAUUUUGUUUUGCUUCUGCCAGUGGUCCAGUUUCUUUAAAGCCCACAUGGCUCCUCUGCCUGAAUGAAAGAUUGUGUUUUGGAGGGAAACGUUUGUGAUUUUCCUUAUGCAGAAAACUUGAAAUCCCAUUUCUUUUAAUCCACAAGUAGGCCAAAAGUCUGGAAAGAAUGAGGAUGCAUGGAUUUUUUUUUUUUUUAAGAAAAAAAAAACACUUUUUUCCUUCAAACACAUUUUGCAUAAUGGUGCUGGUUGAGCAUCAUGUUACCACGUGCUCUCAUGGCACUGAAAUAUACACUUCACAAGGUUAUUUUCAUCUUGCAUCAGGGAAAAUGGCAACUGGUUUCUGGGAACCACAGCCUCUAAGCAAAAAUAGUCUAAUGAUCCGAGCCAAAGAUCCUUACUUAAAUCAGAAAGCCUAAAGGGGGAAACAUUGGGGGUGUUUUUGGAGAAAGGGUAUUAUCCGGUAAGAGAAAACCCACAGCAAAACUGAGGGAUGGCACAGUGGUAUGAAGGAGAGAGGCUAUAGAAUUUUUGAUUGAUAGGUUUCACUUGCAGAAUAUCAGACUAUUUGAAAAAAAAAAGCAGGGCUGUGGGAUUUUCAUAUGCUCCAUAUCCUUGCCUUUUCCUCAAUAGCCACUUUUGAAAUCCAAACACUUGAGCAGCUCCAAGGUGCGACCACUUAAUACCCAUGUAUUUCCCCCCUCUCUUUAAUAGAGGGCAUUGUAUCAAUGUGAUUUUCUAGCCUAUGGGCUGUUUUUGUUUUUUCCAUUUCCUGUUUACUUUUGUGUCCUGUGCUUGGGAAAAAAAAAAAAAAAAGAUGGAGUUGCUUUUGGAGAGAAUGAAAAAUGAAAAGGUAGGUUCUGUGGAGUAUUGCAAAUGUGGAGUUUUUUGGGAGAGUAGCAAUCUUAUUAAUAAACACAAACAUAUAUAUAUGCACACACAGGAGUAAAUAAUUGAGGUGAAAGUUACAAGUAACUUCAAGAUACAUUUCAGAAACACGAACCAAAAAUUCUGCAAACGUGAAGUUGAAGCAUCUUAGUAUUACAUGUCCAGACAUAGCAACAAGAGUGUACUGUAAUAUACUCGAUCUAGUUAAAUAAUGCCUACGAAAAUUACUUUUAUUAUUGAUUCCCUAUUGUGUGUAUGUCUCUGUACAUAAGUUUAUCUACUUUUUAACCUCAUCUAGUCCAUUUCCUAUUCUUCACACCAAUUGUAUUUCUAUAAAAUGUUUCCUUCCAAGAAGGUAGUUUAUUUAUUAUAUUUGGUUUUAUGUCACAGGAUCAUUGCCAUUUCUUCCAGCCUCCUACUUGAAGAAUUAGUACUGAUGAUCUUUCACAUAAAUAAUAUGUCACCUUUGCCCCUCUGAUAGAGUUGUCCGUCCCUGAAGGGAGUCCACAUAGUGUUAUGGACACUUAGGAUGCUUUGAGAGAAAGCAUACAAGCAAGCGCGGCUCAUGUUUUAAAAUUCCUAUUUAUUCUCUAAACCUAAGACAUUUUAGUAAAAGCGUGUCCUCGGCUCGAUUUGCUGUUGUAUGUGUGCACUUACUGCAGAUAACUUAACUAUCUUUUUUUAAAAUUUGAAUGUAUCUUAAACCUGUAGCUAGAUAGGAUAACAGGAAAACCACAGACUGAAUGGACCAUUUUAUAUACCCAAAAUGAAUAAUCAACCAUACGUUACCAUGAAGGAAUUAAAAAAGGAAUAACACAUCAUCCACUUGGGAGGCGCAACAGACUUUAGCCUUCAGAAUAAAUGAUAGACAUUGUACAACCACUCCCAGAAGGUGUGUUGGGAAAUGCAUCAAAUGCUACAAUAAAAUUUUCUUAUCUAAUUAUCAAUAAAAUAAGCUUGAGUGACCUGGUGUCAUAUUCAGA
Antechinus flavipes (yellow-footed antechinus) is the source of this 5845-nucleotide messenger RNA. It is a transcript of the gene TRAK1, whose product is annotated as trafficking kinesin protein 1. The transcript is spliced from 18 exons. Gene Ontology annotation, molecular function: GABA receptor binding. The coding region runs from base 700 to 3360 and encodes 886 amino acids. Gene Ontology annotation, biological process: neurogenesis; endosome to lysosome transport; anterograde axonal transport of mitochondrion. The record is from RefSeq and is a predicted model, not a curated record. Gene Ontology annotation, cellular component: dendrite. NCBI's taxonomy places the organism in Eukaryota, Metazoa, Chordata, Mammalia, Dasyuromorphia, Dasyuridae.